Messenger RNA from Colletotrichum acutatum, 2491 nucleotides. RefSeq lists its product as uncharacterized. The record is from RefSeq and is a predicted model, not a curated record. The transcript is spliced from 8 exons. Lineage: Eukaryota; Fungi; Ascomycota; Sordariomycetes; Glomerellales; Glomerellaceae. Bases 331 to 2436 code for a protein of 701 amino acids. Gene Ontology annotation, biological process: DNA-templated transcription; regulation of DNA-templated transcription. Gene Ontology annotation, molecular function: DNA-binding transcription factor activity, RNA polymerase II-specific; DNA binding; zinc ion binding.
GGUCUAGUAUCUUUGUGGAUCAUCCCACCGGCAACGGUGGCCGAACCCCACGGGCCCGAGAUCCCUCAUUGAUAUGGGCCACCCGGAUCAAUACCAUUUCGAUCGAUGACCGCCUCACAUAGAUCUCCGUCCGAAGUCCGUCCGGAUGUUGAAGUGUUGGUUCCAACCACCAGUACUGACUUCCGGCCAGACUGCCCUACUCACACAUCCUUUUGCUAUCCUUCCGCCUUGUUCACACCCCUUUCGGACACAAUAUUCCGAGCUGGAGAUAGCCGCAUAGAUUCAUGGUCAGCACUGUCCUGACGAACUUGAUUUGCUGCAUGGUAAAGUAUGGCAUUUCAAAUCGGGAUCACUGACGAUGCUGCGCCGAGAAACCGUGCCUGUGACUUUUGCUUCGAAAAGAAGAUCAAGUGCGAUAGAGAGGAUCCUUGUGCCAAUUGUCUAGCGGCUUCCGUGGACUGUUUGCGUAGGCGGCCCAAGAGAAGAAUCAGACAUGCAGCUUAUGUGAGAAAUAAUCCAUCUGCCAUCACAUCAGCUCGGAGGAACCCUCCAUCGCCAAGAUUAACGCCUCGCAACUCACCAGCUGCUCCCCGGCAAUCCUCGCAGGGUAGCCCUUUAAUUCUUCAACAACGCUCAGAACCAAAAAAUCACGAUGAGGGAUACGUGCCAGGGGAGACUCCUGCUUCCCAGAACAGCAAGCAAAAGUCAAUUUGUUCCAACACCACUGAAACGGGACCAGCUGCUGCACAAGCUCACAGUCAUAUCGGAUCGGAGCUGAAGUCACGCCUGGGGCUAGAUGCGGGAAAACGAGAAGUUCUCAGAGCAGCUCUGGCGUUUGCAAACCAGGCGUCACAGCAACCAAGAGUCAUUGCGUACGAAGAGAAUUCUUCGCCAGCCUUUGAUAUCUUCAGCGAGACAUCUUAUCCAACAGCCGAGAGUCUUUAUCUCAUACUUUCAAGUCCCCGAAAAAGUGUCGGCCAGUCUUUUACAAUGGACAUCGGGUCUGUCAUUUCUGAAGAAACGCUAGAGCGUCAAGCCCUUGAACUGAUUGAAAAGUCUGUCAAUGGUGCGACGCGUGUUCAUUACAUAGUGACUGUGAACUUCUUUGUCUGGAUGUAUCUAGGAGCCUCUAACUUUCAUACGACAGGCUCUGUUAUGGCACAGCAUAUUCUGAAGAGGCGUCAACAGUACGAGAAGAAUUUGCAUGCAGCCUUAUGUCGUAUAGGUGUCCUGGACCAGCCAAGCUUGCCACUGCUUCAAGCACUGCUUUCCGGUGCCAUGUUCAUGCUCCUCUCGGGGAAGUUGGAGAUGUGUUGGCAGUUGAGUGCGUCAGCAUCGAGGGUAUGCAUGGCCUUGGGUGGACCUCGCCGGAUCAGCUCUCAGACCAUGGCUGCCCAUGAGCUGCGAGAAACUCGGUAUACUUUAUCGAUCUGCUACAUGUUUGAUAGAGCGCUGGCUCUGAGCAUGAACCGCUGCCUCUCUCUGCCUGAAUUCGACAUGAACCCUGCGGAACUGGUGCCAACUGACGCAAAGAAGCCAUACACUUCACUCAUUCAAGUCUUCCUGCAAUUGGCCGAGGUUCAAUCCGACAUUGUCCACCACACGAAGAUCAAGAGUAUGAAGGCACGGGAAGAUGUUGAAACAGUCCAAACAUUGCAAGGAAAGAUGUGGAAAAUUAAAGAAACCAUCAGAGAGUGUCAAAAGCAGCCCUUGCAUAUCGAGGAGAAGUAUCUUCAGGCCGAGUGGAUGGGCGUAGAUUUUGUCUAUCAUUCCGUCAUGACAUCUGUUGUCAAGAUCCACCCGUACCUGAUGGAUGAUACUGGUUUACACCAGCAAUUGCUCGGCUACGCUCGCACAUCUCUUAGUUCCCUAUCUGAGAUGUUGAGCAUCGCUAAAAGUUUGGUGGAUUUUCACCUAUUUCGGGUUUCAGUUUCGUGGCUUAUUUUGUUAUAUCCUGUUUACCCCUUUUUCGUCAUUUUCACCCACACAGUCAACACCUCGAGUCUCCAAGAUUACAGCUUAAUAACUCAGGUUACAACAAGUCUCCAGGAAUUUGCUGGUCAUAAUCCAGCCUUGAUGGGAGUCCAAAAGUUGUUCGAAGAGUUCGUGAAACUCUGUAAGCCUAUCUUUGAGGUGAACAGGUCGAUCGAUGCUAUACCUCCAGCGCUCCCAGAAACAGGGAAUCUGCCACCGCAAAAGACGACGCCACACACACACCAUAACAGGGUUUCUCAAGGACUUUCGAGCCCUUCGGAGAUAGUGUCUUUCACAUCGUUGGUACAGGAUGCACUUUCUGUUCCAGUAGCAGGGGAACAUGCAGUCAGCGGUAUCACAUUCCCUGACUUGAGCACUCUGGAAGAGAACGAGUUGUUAGCAGAGUUAUAUAGCACCCAUCCAUCAAUAGGCUGGAUAGAUGGCAAUUGGUCCCUAUCAUAAACUUGUAAGGCUAGAAUUGUAAAGACUAUGGUCAAUCAAGAAACGUUCCUCCCGA